AUGGAAAAUUUGCUGCCUCCUUCUUAGAAUUUACCUUAACCUCGCAAGUAGAAAGAAAUACGCCCAGAGACAGUAAGACUUAAAUUUUUGCGCAUCAUUAAUGUGAUAUGCUUGUUGAUCUUUGCAAAUUUCUACAGUCUGGCUUUUAUAUUUGUUGGCUUUACGUAGCAUUAUCUAGUACUGAUGAUAGAGGCUAUCCUUUUCCCAGGAAUGAAUUUAUUCUAUUUAAACAUGACUCAUUAGUCAAAAAUAAAAUUUACCAAGUACAUAAGUGUACUGGUAUACGGCUUUGGACUUAUUAAUUUCUCAAUUUGCGCGAUUUAUACCUUCAUGGCAUUUAUUCAUACCGAAGAAAAAGACGAUGUUGAGUUGUAAAGAACAGGUAAAUGGAUGCUUACAUUCAUAGCAUUAUAUUUAGUGCAGAUUGGAUCAUUCAUCUUGAAUUCCAAGGAAUUCAAAAACGUCUAUUUUGACAACCAAGAUCUUUUUGAAGUGGAUGAUGAAAGUGAAGAUGAUGAAAAAACAAACAGCAGCAACGAGGGAAAUAGUGACGGCGACGAGUUGAGCGAAGAGGAAAGUCCUCAAAAUAAUGAUAAAAUGGAAAUCAUUUAUAUAAGCUGA
Molecule: messenger RNA, 621 nt
Organism: Stylonychia lemnae
Lineage: Eukaryota; Ciliophora; Spirotrichea; Sporadotrichida; Oxytrichidae
Source: the annotation of a GenBank genome assembly